This is a messenger RNA of Gymnodraco acuticeps, 2354 nucleotides long. RefSeq names its product voltage-dependent R-type calcium channel subunit alpha-1E-like. Gene Ontology annotation, cellular component: neuronal cell body; voltage-gated calcium channel complex. The record is from RefSeq and is a predicted model, not a curated record. Gene Ontology annotation, biological process: chemical synaptic transmission; calcium ion import across plasma membrane. NCBI's taxonomy places the organism in Eukaryota, Metazoa, Chordata, Actinopteri, Perciformes, Bathydraconidae. Gene Ontology annotation, molecular function: high voltage-gated calcium channel activity.
GCUGGGAUGUCUGCAGACAGUAAGCUGAUGAAGCGCUCCUUCUCCACCAUCGGGGAUCAGUGUGUGAACGGCCUCUGGCAGGAGCAGCACUCUCUGGAGAGAAUCAGUCCGGACGGCGAGUACCGACCACGACAGAAGAGCUACAGAGGUCCUAAAAACAACCCCAUAGAAACCAGCAGUCACGAGCGAGGGCGAUCUAAGGAGCGGCGCCACCUGCUGUCUCCAGACGUUUCCCGAUGUAACUCUGAGGAGCGAAGCAGAGACACUUCCUGUGAGAGGAGACGCUCCAGAUCCCCAAGCGAAGGACGGACUCACACCUUACAGAGACAGGUGAACUCGUCUGUAAGCCCCGCCCACUCUGACUCCGGGACGCCUCGAAAUCGUCGCCAGCUUCCUCAGACUCCCUCUCGCCCUCGACCCUACAUCUCCUACUCUCCUCUGGUCUGCCAAUCCUCCACCGUCACAGUUUUAGCAGAAUCUUCCUCCGCCCCCGAGGAUGGAUCUGGAGCCUCCAAAUUGAAACCGGAGAAAGAAACCAGCCCCCUUCCUCCAGUUCAGGGGUCAUCUGGAGGUCAGGGGUCGUCUGAAGGUCAGGGGUCAUUUGGAGGUCAAAGCCACCCCUCGCCUCAACGCUACAUCUCAGAGCCCUUCUUGCCGUUUCACGAUGACGUCAUGGAGGGAGCUGACGGGGAGGAAACUCUCACUUUUGAGACGGCCGUGGCCACCAGUUUGGGACGAGCUAACGCCAUAAGCUCCGCCCCUCAGCUCAGACACUCCUGGCAGGUUCCCAACGGACACAUCCGCACAAAGACUUUGGGCCAGGCGAGUCCUUCAGGAGCCAAUGAGCUGCUGAGCGACACGGACGAGGACGACCGCUGCUAAAAAAACAGAAGAGGAGGCGACUCGGAAAAAAUCUCCACGAGGCACAAGGACUUCUGAGAUCUGUGUCGUGUCUCAAAUUGCGUACUUCUGUAUUUACUUCUGCUGUUCUGAUUGCUUGAGUGCGUUCCAAUGACGACCGCUGCUAAAAAACUCCACGACGCACAAGAGGAAUGAGGAACGAGGAAGCGACUCCAUGAGGCACCAGGACCUCUGAGAUCUGUCUCAAACUGCGUACUUCCUGCUGUUUUGAUUGCAUUUGAAGUGCGUUUAAAUGCUAAGUUUUGGCAAAAGGACUGCCUGGAUGGUGCUUUCAGAACGGUCCAAAAGUUAAGUGUUGAACGCUGGACACUUCUCACACUCAAUGGCCGCUGUGUUUUCUGCAGAAAACAUACAACACUAUAAAUAUACAAGUUAUUCAUGUGGGGGUUUUGUUUAGUAUUUAAGAAACACACCAUUAAGCUCAUAGUGUUAAUUCAGCCCUCUGCAUCUGAUUGAGUACCGCUAACAAUGCUAGCUGAUAGCAACUGUUGUCGCUUCCUGUUAGGACACAGUGGCAGUUUCUCAAUGUCGAGAACACAUGCUGCAGAGCCACUAUUUCAAGUAUACUCCGUCAUCGAGUGGCGCCGAAUGCUGGGCAUUUAAACAGUUCUUCGGCCGCCACUCGAUGACGUAGUAUACUGAAAUAGCGGCUCUGCAGCAGGUUUACUCGACAUUGAGAAACGGCCAGUGUGUGUGAUUUGAAAGUCAAAAUUCACACACUGCAUACGUGUGCAAAGUGCACGAGAUGCAGUGAACUACACCGUAAAAAUGUGACCAUUGCUUACUUAAAAGAAAUCUGGCAACAAAGUGACACCCAAUAUAAUUAAUUAGUUCAACAAUUUGAUUAAACAAGUAUUGAAUACAUUGUUUAAAGUUAGUCAAUGUUUAUCAAAGAAAGUUAAAUUAUGUUGGAUUUAGUGAUUUAAUUCUGUAUUUAUUUACCAAGAACCUGAGUAAACGUAAGUUAGAUUACUAAAUAUGUGGUGAAAUUGGAUUAAAUAUUUAUCUAUAGGAGAUAUUUAGUGAAUACCUGUAUGAAAUUAACUUGCAUUAACUUAUACUUUAAGAUUUCAAUUUACUGAAUUUCUAGGUAAAAAUGGUUUGAAUUCCCCCCCAAGUUAUAUUUACCACAUAUAAGUUUAAUGGCGCAUUUCCCCUGCAGGGCUCGCUCGGCUUAGUACGGUAUAGUUAGGCCUCGUUAGGCCAGGCUCACUUUAUGCUGCGUUUCCAUUACAGUUUAGUAGCUGGGGCGGUAACUAUAGUAACGCAGUGUAGGAGGAGCCGUGACGCCAUCUUCAAUGCAAACCACAGAAAACCAACAUCAGCCGUUAGCUGUUAGCACUCAGAGCUCACAGCUCCUCAUAUCUGUUCAGAAACUAGACAGAAGUUAAACAAGUACAAACCACAGACUGCCUGUGUCAUGGCGAAUACAG